CCCCCAUGUGGGUGGGGCAGCAAACAAGUUACUAAUCCAUUCCCCACUUGCUCUCAAGUUCAGAAGCCUCCUGGCAGACACUGGAGCCACGAUGAAGCCCCCAGGGCCUGUCCGUACCUGCAGCAGAGUUCUGGUCCUGCUUUCACUGCUGGCCAUCCACCAGACCACCACCGCCCAAAAGAAUGGUAUCGACAUCUACAGCCUCACCGUGGACUCCAGGGUCUCAUCCCGAUUUGCCCACACGGUCGUCACCAGCCGAGUGGUGAAUAGGGCCAGCACUGUGCAGGAGGCCACCUUCCAGAUGGAGCUGCCCAAGAAAGCCUUCAUCACCAACUUCUCCAUGAUCAUCGAUGGCGUGACCUACCCAGGGAUCAUCAAGGAGAAGGCCGAAGCCCAGGCGCAGUACAGCGCAGCAGUGGCCAAGGGAAAGAGUGCUGGACUCGUCAAGGCCACCGGGAGAAACAUGGAGCAGUUCCAGGUGUCUGUCAGUGUGGCUCCCAAUGCCAAGAUCACCUUUGAGCUGGUCUAUGAGGAACUGCUCAAGCGGUGUCUGGGGGUGUAUGAGCUGCUGCUGAAAGUGCGGCCCCAGCAGCUGGUCAAGCAUCUGCAGAUGGACAUUCAUAUCUUCGAGCCCCAGGGCAUCAGCUUCCUGGAGACAGAGAGCACCUUCAUGACCAACCAGCUGGUAGACGCCCUCACCACCUCGCAGAAUAAGACCAAGGCUCACAUCCGAUUCAAGCCAACGCUCUCCCAGCAGCAAAAGUCCCCAGAGCAGCAAGAAACAGUCCUGGACGGCCACCUCAUCAUCCGCUAUGAUGUGGACCGGGCCGUCUCCGGGGGCACCAUUCAGAUCGAGAAUGGCUACUUUGUACACUACUUUGCCCCCGAGGGCCUAACUACAAUGCCCAAGAAUGUGGUCUUUGUCAUUGACAAGAGCGGCUCCAUGAGUGGCAGGAAAAUCCAACAGACCCGGGAAGCCCUAAUCAAGAUCCUAGAUGACCUCAGCCCCAGAGACCAGUUCAACCUCAUCGUCUUCAGUACAGAAGCAACUCAGUGGAGGCCAUCACUGGUGCCAGCCUCAGCCGAGAACGUGAACAAGGCCAGGAGCUUCGCUGCCAGCAUCCAGGCCCUGGGAGGGACCAACAUCAAUGAUGCGAUGCUGAUGGCUGUGCAGUUGCUGGACAGCAGCAACCAGGAGGAGCGGCUGCCCGACAGGAGCGUCUCACUCAUCAUCCUGCUCACCGAUGGCGACCCCACCGUGGGGGAGACUAACCCCAGGAGCAUCCAGAAAAACGUGCGGGAAGCUGUAAGUGGCCAGUACAGCCUCUUCUGCUUGGGCUUCGGCUUCGACGUCAGCUAUGCCUUCCUAGAGAAGCUGGCACUGGACAACGGUGGCCUGGCCCGGCGCAUCCAUGAGGACUCGGACUCUGCCCUGCAGCUCCAGGACUUCUACCAGGAAGUGGCCAAUCCACUGCUGACAGCAGUGACCUUCGAGUACCCAAGCAAUGCCGUGGAGGAGAUCACUCAGAACAACUUCCGGCUCCUCUUCAAGGGCUCAGAGAUGGUGGUGGCUGGGAAGCUCCAGGACCAGGGGCCUGAUGUGCUCACAGCCACAGUCAGUGGGAAGCUGCCUACACAGGACAUCACUUUUCAAACCGAGUCCAGCGUGGCAGAGCAGGAGGCGGAGUUCCAGAGCCCCAAGUAUAUCUUCCACAACUUCAUGGAGAGGCUGUGGGCAUACCUGACUAUCCAGCAGCUGCUGGAGCAAACUGUCUCCGCAUCUGACGCUGAUCAGCAGGCCCUCCGGACCCGAGCGCUGAAUUUAUCGCUUGCCUACAGCUUUGUCACGCCUCUCACAUCUAUGGUAGUCACCAAACCCGAAGACCAAGAGCAGUCUCAAGUCGCUGAGAAGCCCGUGGAAGGCGAAAGUAGAAACAGGAAUGUCCACUCAGGUUCCACUUUCAUCAGAUAUUAUCUCCAGGGAGCAAAAAUGCCAAAACCAGGACUUGACCACACAGAGGCUUCCUUUUCUCCAAGAAGAGGAUUGAGUAGACAAGCUGGAGCUGCUGGCUCCCUGUUGAAUUUCGGACCCGGGGUUCUCAGCCCGGUGCAAUUUGGACGCCCAGGACCUCCUAUUGCUCCUGACCGUGCUGCUCUCCGCCCCUUCCGCCGUCUGGCCAUCUCACCACCAGCCACCUCAAAUCCUGAUCCAGCUGUGUCUCAUGUCAUGAAUACCAAAAUCAAAGAAACAACCGUGACAGCCCAAACCCCAGCCCCCAUACAGGCUCCCUCCGCCAUCCUGCCACUGCCUGGGCAAAGCGUGGAGCGGCUCUGUGUGGACCCCAGACACCACCAGGGGCCAAUGAACCUGCUCUCAGACCCUGAGCAAGGGAUUGAGGUGACUGGCCAGUAUGAGAGGGAGAAGGCUGGGUUCUCAUGGAUCGAAGUGACCUUCAAGAAUCCUCCGGUCCGGGUUCACGCAUCCCCUGAACACGUGGUGGUAACUCGGAACCGAAGAAGCUCUGCGUACAAGUGGAAGGAGACGCUGUUCUCAGUGAUGCCCGGCCUGAAGAUGACCAUGGACAAGACGGGCCUCCUGCUGCUCAGUGACCCAGACAAAGUGACCAUCGGCCUGUUGUCCUGGGAUGGCCGUGGGGAGGGGCUCCGGCUGCUUCUGCGCGACACUGGCCGCUUCUCCAGCCACGUUGGCGGGUCCCUUGGCCAGUUUUACCAGGAGGUGCUCUGGGAAUCUCCAGCAGCGUCAGAUGACAGUAGACGCACGCUGAGGGUUCAGGGCAGUGACUACUCUGCCACCAGAGAGAGCAGGCUGGAUUACCAGGAGGGGCCCCCGGGAGUGGAGAUUUCCUGCUGGUCUGUGGAGCUGUAGUUCUGAUUGAAGGAGCUGUGUCCAGCCUGUACACUUGGCUGCCCCCUUACAACUGUAGGGCCGCUUCUGGGGCCUGGACCACCAUGGGGCGAAAAAGUCCCACUCAUUACAAAUAAAGAAAGGUGGUGUGAGCCUGGGAA
This is a messenger RNA of Rhinopithecus roxellana (golden snub-nosed monkey), 3027 nucleotides long. It is a transcript of the gene ITIH4, whose product is annotated as inter-alpha-trypsin inhibitor heavy chain 4. NCBI's taxonomy places the organism in Eukaryota, Metazoa, Chordata, Mammalia, Primates, Cercopithecidae. Gene Ontology annotation, molecular function: serine-type endopeptidase inhibitor activity. Gene Ontology annotation, biological process: hyaluronan metabolic process. The transcript is spliced from 24 exons. The coding region runs from base 92 to 2887 and encodes 931 amino acids. The record is from RefSeq and is a predicted model, not a curated record.